AAACGGUGGUCGUGAACGCAUCAUGUCCGCGCAUGUCCGUUGCUCGGAGCAUAAACAAAAACUGCAUGAGCAGCAACAGCAGCAGCAACAACAACACUACUCUGCCAAACAGAAGAGUCACAUUCAGGUAAUCUAAUCCAGGUGUGACGAUGGGGAAGUCUUUUUCCCACCUCACUAAGAUGGGCCAAGACGAGGGUCAGGAUAGCCUGACGUCUUCACUGGAGGGCACCCAGACCGAUGACGGGAAGGACAGGGACGUCUCCCAGUUUCCUUAUGUGGAGUUCACAGGACGGGACAGCGUCACAUGUCCCACGUGUCAGGGCACCGGGAGGAUCCCCAGAGGACAAGAAAAUCAACUUGUGGCAUUGAUUCCAUACAGCGACCAAAGGCUGCGGCCCAGGAGAACGAAGUUGUAUGUAUUCGCAUCAGUGGCGGUCUGCCUCUUACUGUGCAGCCUAGCUGUCUUCUUCCUCUUCCCACGCUCCAUUGAUGUGUCCUACGUCGGGGUGAAGUCCGUCUUUGUCAACUACGACCAAGAGAAGCGCAGCGUCUAUCUCAACAUUACGAACACUCUCAGUAUCACCAACAACAACUACUACUCGGUGGAGGUGGCCAACAUCACAGCUCAGGUGCAGUUUGCCAAGACGGUGAUCGGUAAAUCUCGCAUCAGUAACAUCACGGCGAUCAGGCCUCUGGACAUGAAGCAGAUUGAUUAUAUGGUACCCACCAUCCUCGCUGAUGAGAUGAACUACAUGUAUGACUACUGCACUCUGCAAACCAUCAAGGUCCACAACAUCGUCGUCCUGAUGCAAGUGACCAUCACCGCAACGUACUUUGGUCAUGCCGAGCAGGUGUCUCAGGAGAUGUACCAGUACGUGGACUGUGGGGGGAACACCACCUCUGCCAGAGGGAUGCCCAAGGCGUUCAGCAUCCCACAUCCUGCUGAGUAACCCCCUCAGUAGCCCUUAAAAGUUAGCUUAAGAUGGUUCACUGUGUUUUCCCUCUUCCUCCACAUCCACCUGCAUUCUCUACCAACGAUACCACGAUGUUUCCUAAGAUUCCAAGAUUAUUAGAUCGUAAUUAUUACUUUUCUUGUCAUAAUUUUAAGAUGUUAGAUCUACGCAUCUACGAGAUCUGUAUCUUAUGAUUACGAGAUUCUUAUAUUGUAAUUGGAAGAAAACUGUUAGUAACAAUUAGGAAAUGGUUCUGUUGUCAUUUUACAUGAUGAUCUCUUUCUUGUAAUUAUGAGAUACAGAUCUUGCAGCCGGUCGCACAAACAGCUUAAAACAUUCAACUGACUCUUCAGUUCUCUUCCUUUUUUCUCCUCUUCUGACUACAAGCGAGUACGUCAACACCUUCUUGAGUUGAUGCUGACGAGGAAUUUUUAUCUUCCAUCACCCUCCGUAAAUGUCGAGCAGCCGCAGCCACGUAUCUCGAGGUGGCAGACUGUUUGCUGAGAGCUUCACGAAAUUAUCAGAUUUUUGUCAAGAUAGCAAACAGUGUUGAUUUUGAUAAAUUUUAUCCCAGCGUCACUGCUUAAAUACUUAAUACACUCAAGUAAUCCUAGAUAUCCAUUUUCUUUUUCAAUCCCUAGUUCGAGGAAUAUAAGUAGCAGAAUAUUUUGCUGCGUUUUGAAGUAUCGUGUCAGAAAAGUUUGGUGGAAGCGGAAAAUUCGAAAAGCAAAAACCUUCUCAAAAGGUUUUGAGGUGUUUUUUUUUCAUAUUCUCGAUAAAGAGCUCAUGCUCUUAAUGGGAGAUGGAAACACUUUUUCAAAUAGGUUGUAGUGAUCAUUCAAGCACAAGACUGAUCAGCUGUUUCCGCUCUGACAUGCUCCUCUGUGCGGCUCUGUAAUACGUCCACGAUCGCUCAAUCAUCUCCACACUGCUGUGCCCUCUUCUUCUGGUUUUCUGACUGGAGAAUUGGCGCCCCCUACUGCUCAUCUUGUAAACCAACACAAAGAUCUAUUUAAAAAAAUGAAUAUAUUUGGAUGGAAACACGGCUAAUUCUUAAUUAUUUAGUUUCACAGAUCAAAAUUUGCAAAUUUUUGCAGUGCUGAAAUGUGCAAAGUUUGACGUGCGGAUAAAACGGUCUGUAAUAUUAUGUGUAGGUGAAACGUAGUACGCCUGCAUAUGCAUCACUACUUCUCAUUUCAAUGAUCGGCUUAUAAAACAAAUCCUUAGCAUCUCAACAUUUGAGUUAAGUAUCGUUUAUAUGAUUUAGUUUGAAUAUUGUGCCGUCAUAAUUUCAGCUAUCGUGGCAACAUUGUAAUUAAUAGAUUGCACUCUUGUGUUUUGUAUGACGGAUUGUUCAUGAUGUGCUCCUAAACAAGGGGAGGGAACAAAACGAAACUUGACAGUGGUAUUCGACUACCGACCAAACCGUAAUGCACUUUAUAAGUCUAUUAAAAUACUUUAUUAGAAGUCCCACGUUCUCAAAAGCCUGUUCCUCCAGCACAGUGUGUCCGGCUCCAUGAAGACGCAACAUGUUGUUCGUAGUGUUUCUCUCUGACUGCACUGUCUGCUAUGAAUGACAAUCUGCUUUCUUUCCUGCUAUAAUAUUUGGUUGUUGGGUUCUCACCAUUAGUAUUAUUAUACGAGUUAGUAUUAGAGUUUAUGCUUUGCUGUUGUUUUUGAAAUGAAGGCAGUUUAAACCUUUCUGUGCUCCUGUGGUCUAACUUGAGGCAUUUCUGGAAAUAUGCUUUUUUUACUUUUUUUACCAAUGUUCAGAGGAGAUGAGAACUUUGUGACGUUUGCUAUUUAAAGACGACUUCAGCUCUCGUUACUGAAGGAAGGAAGACGAAGGAAGAUUUUACAUCAAUGCCACUAGUUCCACUAGUUGGCAACACAGCUGAGAUAAUUCCUUAAUUAGCUGACGAUUUAUCGCAAAAGAGUGGAAAAAGUAUUUGUACUUAAACUAAAACAGCCUCAUCCCUGUCCUAAACUCUUUCACUCUUUAUCUUAGUAAGAUGGCAAAGAAGCAUCUUUCCUUAAAUGCCAGAUUGCAGCUAACAAUAAUCAUCACUUAUUGAUGAAUCUGUCCAUAACUCAAACAUAAUUUGACUUAAAACACGGCUAACAAUUAAAAUGAACCUACGAGUAUUUAGUAUCCAAGUAUCCAUUUUUAUUUAAUUAAUAGAAAUCAGUGCAUUGACUACUUUGCAUUGUCCACGGUCAAAUCAGAUUUCAGAGUAUUUUGUUGUAAAUGAUGCAGACGUGUUGACAGAACGUCAGACCACUGAAGCCUUCAGGCCGAUAAAAUCAUUUUUUAUUAAUUUAUUUAUUAUCAUUAUCAGUAGAAGUAUUAGUUUUUUUUUUUUUUAAAUCAUGUAGUCAUGAAUUUCCAUUUUCUGUCUUGAAUGUGUCAUUAUAUUCGGCCCUUGCUUUCCUGCUGAAGUAUUUCUCUUAAAUUUGGGGGCAUCUUGUAAUUUAAUGGCCAUUUUGACUUCACAUGUUGAUUUGCACAUCAUUCACACUAUAAUCAGCACAGUGAUAUUUUUCCUGUUGUUAAUAAUAAUAAUAAUAAUAAUAAUAAUAGCAAUUGUUAAUUCAUCAUAACAAAUCAUCAGUUUCAUUAAUGUGGAACUGUUUGUCCGACAUAUCACCUGAUUUAUUCCAUUGAUAGAAAAUCAUCUAUUUUUUCAUCUUUGACUGAAAAUCAUCAAAAGCUAUUUUUGAAUUUGGAAAAACAUCCGACACACGUCGAGCUGUGCGAUUUCUGUCGACGUCCCUGUAAAUACUUCAGAAGUUAUGUUUCUAAUAUCUUCAUACAAACUUUGAUAAACUCCAGCUGUAACAUUUGUACCAAGUGAGAGUUAAAGAAAAGCACAUGAUUUUUGUUUGUUUUUAAAUUCUAACAUGCACCCUUGUUAUUAAUUAUGUUAUUGAUUAACAAUCCUUAUGAAGAUUUAACAUGAAAAGCUAUUUUGGACUCCUACCUCUAAUGUCAUUUGAAACACUUUGUUGGUCAUUAGUCAUAGUGACUGUUUGUUGUGGGAGCAUGAAUAAAGUUUUAAAAAGAUUA
Larimichthys crocea (large yellow croaker) is the source of this 4020-nucleotide messenger RNA. It is a transcript of the gene tmem106bb, whose product is annotated as transmembrane protein 106Bb. The transcript has 8 exons. Bases 150 to 950 code for a protein of 266 amino acids. The record is from RefSeq and is a predicted model, not a curated record. NCBI's taxonomy places the organism in Eukaryota, Metazoa, Chordata, Actinopteri, Sciaenidae.